AUGCGCAUACACGUCAACCUACCGCAGCCGUGUUCGGCAGACAAUGCUUCGUCCUCGUCCUCGACCCUCCUGUCCCAAGCACCAGCGCCGCUGACCGCCCUCACCCCAUCCGGCGAGCUCAUCCUUAUCGAGCUUCAAGGCUCGCUCGAGAUCGAACACCAGCGACCUUCCGGCGGGCAGGUGCUGGGCACGCUAACAUUCGAUCCGUUGCGCCCCGACCGGCCGGUGCUGAUGGUCUCGCAUCACAGAUUGGAGGGUAAAUUUGUUUCGCUGGUUCGACCGCUGGCGGUGUUGGAGAAGAAGGUGCGCCCCGGCAAGAAGAUUACGGAAGGCGUGCUCGUGGAUGUGGUCAACAAGCGUGGGAGUGAAGAGGAGAGGGUGGGCACAGUCAAGAAAGCGAGAAGGGACGAGGAGGCUGAGCCUUUGACACCAAGGAAACCUACCCGCGACAGCCUAGAUUUCAGCUCCUCCCCACCCCAACCCACGCCCGUCAAAUCCAGACCGCUCGGAAAGCCAUCCGAGCUCGACACAGUAGACGAAAACGAAGAGGGAGAGCUCGAAGAAGCCCAAACGGCGAUCUACUACGACGUGGUCAACGUCAUCCGUCGCAAAAUUCUCUUCUCAAAACGACCCGAGCCCAUUGUCAAACUCAACACUUCACCUUCAAUCACACGCGCUCUCAGCACAUGA
This is a messenger RNA of Kalmanozyma brasiliensis GHG001, 690 nucleotides long. Its product is annotated as Chromosome transmission fidelity protein 8. The coding region runs from base 1 to 690 and encodes 229 amino acids. The record is from RefSeq and is a predicted model, not a curated record. The transcript has a single exon. Lineage: Eukaryota; Fungi; Basidiomycota; Ustilaginomycetes; Ustilaginales.